AUGUCACCACGGCCAAAGGUCUUUUUAGACGUCUCGAUUGAAGACAAACCAGCAGGCCGUCUUGUUUUUGAACUGUUUGAUGAUGUCACUCCCAAAACAGCGGCCAAUUUCCUGGCUCUUUGUACUGGUAGCAAAGGUGUUGGAACUCUUGGUAGACGAUUGUGGUAUAAAGAAAACAAAUUUCACAGAAUUAUCAAGAAUUUCAUGAUCCAAGCUGGUGAUAUCAUUGAAGGAGAUGGCACCGGAGGAGAGUCCAUUUACGGCCCCAGUUUUAACGACGAGAAUUUUAAAAUCAAACAUUCAGAACCGUUUCUUCUUAGCAUGGCCAAUGCCGGCCCCAACACCAAUGGAUCACAAUUUUUCAUCACCACUGUUCCUACUCCGCAUCUUGACAACAAGCAUGUUGUAUUUGGCAAACUGAUUGCUGGCAAGCGGACUGUUCGUGAUAUUGAGAACCUGUCUGUAGACCCUACAAACGACAGACCUGUGAAAAACGUUAUUAUUUCUAACUGUGGAGAUGUUAGUGGAUUGACUUUAGAACAGGUCAUGGCAUUGUCGGCCAUUCCUCCUGAAGACGGAACUGGUGACAAGUAUGAAGACUACCCCGAAGACGAAGAAUCUCUAGCUUCUGACCAGAACCCCGGUCCUGCAUUAGUCGUCAUCAACGAAAUCAAGACCAUUGGCACUAAACUGUACAAAGAAAAGAGACUCGAGAAAGCAUUAGAAAAGUAUCGUAAAGCCCUUCGGUACGUAGCAGAGUUCAUGCCAUACUCUAGCGACGAGCAUCCUAAAGAGUUUGCCGAGUUCUGUAAAGCACGAGUCUCACUCAACCUGAACAUUGCGCUCGUCGCAGCACAGCUCCGUGACCACAAAACCGCCAUCAGCGCUGCCAACGCCGUCAUCGAAACAACAAACAUUACCGACCAAGAAAAGGCCAAAGCCCUCUACCGGCGAGCCAUCGCAUACAGCCAAUGCCGCAACGAAGAAAAAGCACUCGUCGACCUCCAAUCCGCAGCAUCUCUCGUCCCCAACGACAAAGCAGUCGCUGCCGAGCUCGCCAAAGUGCAAUCCAAAAUCAACAAACGAGUCGAGUCCGAGAAGGCUGUCUACUCCAAAUUCUUCUCCUGA
This is a messenger RNA of Sugiyamaella lignohabitans, 1128 nucleotides long. It is a transcript of the gene CPR6, whose product is annotated as peptidylprolyl isomerase CPR6. The transcript has a single exon. Gene Ontology annotation, biological process: protein peptidyl-prolyl isomerization; protein folding. The coding region runs from base 1 to 1128 and encodes 375 amino acids. Gene Ontology annotation, molecular function: protein binding; peptidyl-prolyl cis-trans isomerase activity. NCBI's taxonomy places the organism in Eukaryota, Fungi, Ascomycota, Dipodascomycetes, Dipodascales, Trichomonascaceae. The record is from RefSeq and is a predicted model, not a curated record. Gene Ontology annotation, cellular component: intracellular membrane-bounded organelle.